UCUCUCCUCUCCUUUUCUGUAACACACGUCACCCACUUGGCUACUAAGAGAAGGGGAACUUCCACAAGUUAAAGUAUGUUAUGCCGUGUUGGAUAAUUUGUUAUAAAUUACCUUAGGCGAGAUCUGUGGACUUUCUCAUUGUUCUGGAAUAACUCUCAAAAACACUCAUUGGACAGUUGCCUAAGAAAUCAUGUGAAGUAUUCGAGUGUGCGCUUGCAGAUUCGGUUCCGCUAAUUGUCAGUUCCGAACUGGGGUUUAAUAGGCAACACUUGGACUGCAAAACAGGAGUGAUUCAACUCAUCCGACAACACUUUGCGCGCAAGUCCUUGCUUGCGCUCUUUCCUGACAGGCUGAACGAUCCCCGUUUGACGCAUAAAAUCCAAUGCGGACAAGGACAUACGAUCGGAGAUCAUAGGAAGCAGAAUUUAUUUCUCAUAACUACAACUAACUUCCAAUAGCCUACACUAUGACUUCAGUAUGGAAAAGAUUACAGCGCGUUGGCAAAAAAGCAUCAAAGUUCCAGUUUGUUGCAUCCUACCAAGAACUCGUGCUCGAAUGCACCAAAAAGUGGCAACCAGACAAGUUGAGGGUAGUUUGGACGAGGAGGAACAGGCGUGUCUGCACUAAGCUCCAUGGAUGGCAGCCGGGUAUCAAGAACCCGUACCGGGGCAUGGUUGUCUGGCCGGUACCGGAGAACGUGGACAUUGCCGUCACUCUCUUCAAGGAUCCCCUUUCUGAGGACUACGAGGACAAGGACUGGACUUUUGUCAUUGAGAGCGAGACGAAGGGCCAUCGCAAGGUGCUGGCCUCCGCAGACAUCAACAUGAAGAAGUUUGCGAGUGCCACGCCCACACAGACAGACCUCCACCUGAAACUGAAGCCGCUGUCCGUCAAAGUGGUGGAGGCCUCGCUCAAGCUCUCGCUGUCCUGUAUCUUUGUGAGGGAGGGCAAAGCCACUGAUGAGGACAUGCAGAGUCUGGCCAGCCUCAUGAGCGUCAAGCCCACAGACAUCGGUAACCUUGACGACUUCAAUGAGAGUGACGAGGAGGAGGACAAGAGGCCUGUUGCUGGAGCCAUGAGCAGAGCUGCUGCAGCCCCGGCCCCUGCAGCCCACCCUACUCGCACCCAGGAUAGGAGACCUUCCUCUGGACAUAACCCUCCACUUACAGCCAGUGGGAGAGACCCUGGUAAAUCUGGCAAGGCUGGAACUGCCCCCAGCCCUGUCCUCCACUCCAGACCUCCCCUGCCCGUCCCCCCAAGCCCUUCUCCCAGACCACCCUCCCGCUCCAGGCUCCCCCGCCCUGUGCCCUCCCCUAAUCCCUCCCCUAAUCCCUCCCCUAGUCCAUCCCCCCAACCCCCAGGCCGGUCCAGGGGAACCCAGUCUGCAGUCUCUGCUGCUCACAAGCAGUCAGCCCCAUUGCCCCACCUCCCCCCUGAGCCACCUGCACCACCAAAGCCCACCAUGCAGACCCAACUACCCCCUGAAACGCUGACACCCCGGAAACAAGCCCUUGAACGCCGUCAACAUACUGACCUUCCCACACGCCCCAAGACCAGACCUGAUGCCCCCACGCACUCCGGCCCCACCCCUCAUCUCCUUUCACAUCCCCAACGACCCUCCGAAUCCCUCCCAGCCUCCAAACCUUCUCCAGAGCCCGAACUUCCCACUGAACCCCCCAAUCCUUUCCUGCCCACUACUGAGUCACCCACACUCCCACUGUCCUCCUAUGAAGCCCUUGGCCCCUCAGUGCGAGGCUUCACUCGCUCUCAGCCUCCGUCUCUGCCCAGAAUCUUCAAGCCCAGCUCGGGCACAGCGCCAGUGUCGUUUGUCAGGUGUCCAUUUGACGUGCAGAAUGUGGCUCCUUCUCCAGAUCCCCAGCCUCCUGUCUCUGCAGUUCGCUCUCACGUCUUCAAACCUAAGCUUUUUCCGACUAUGCGUCCCUCCUCACCUUCGCCUUUCACCUCUGAUUCUCCUCCCCAUGACGACACCGUGGUUACAGGCUCCUCCCCUUCAUCCCUUCUUCUCCCUACAUCCCCGCUCUCCUGCCCAGAGCCAGAACCUUGUGUCCAAGGGAAGUGGUCAAAGCCCAGAAGUCCAGCCUCAGGCUCCUCCCCUUUUAACCCCUCCCAUCCCUGUGACGUCAUCACAUCAGUCCCCCUCCUCACCAGUCCUGACCUGGACUCCCUCUGUGACCCUGUCAUCCCUCCCCCCUCCCGCCUCCUACCGCGCUCCUCGCCCCCUGCCCUCCCCCGCUCCUGCCCAGCCUCUCUCUCUGCUCCUGCCGCUGCUCCUCCCACUACUGCACCUGCUGUUCUCGGUUCCUCCCAGUCAGGUAUUCCCCACCAACCCUCCCAUGCUACCAUGGAGACAGCCCCCCCUCUGACCCUGACCAGGGGGGAGGAUGCCUCCCACUCCUCCAGGAUGGUUGCCUGCAUCAGAAUUGCCUCGUCUGCCUGCCCUGCUCCCACCCCCUCUCUCACCCCUGCACUACACCAGCCAGCCAUAGAGAGUGGGGCAGAGACAGACGUUAUAAGUUCUGGCCAAGAUGGCCACCCUGACCCCAUCAACUCUGAAGAGUUGAUUGUAGCCCCGCCUCCUCCCUGGCCCUUCUCCUCCACAGAGAGCUCUGCUCCCGGUCAGGAAUCAACCAAUGUCCUGGCAGCAUUUAUCACUGUCAAACCACCGGUGGCUGAUGAGGAAGCAGACGUCAAAGAUUUGACCAAGAAGAACAAGCCCUCUCAACCUGCCUUUGCCCCGCUCAAAACACACUUAAUAGCAGACAAGCCACCAUUGGCCGAACCAGAACCUGACUUUGAUGACAUCAUAGAUAAAUCCAGUCAGACUGCAGGAGGCUUCUUUAUGGAAGAGAAGGUGGAAUCUAAGGUGGACACCAUCAAGAGGUCUCCUCGGGACUCGAUGGUCGAGGAAGGAGGAUGCAAACAGAGAGCCAAUCAAACCCCAUCUGAAAGAAAAGUUGCUGCAAUGGACCAAUCAGAAGAGGGCAGAGAGGAUGGGCAUAAAGAGAUGCAAUCAAAAGCUGAUAACAAACCAUGUGACAUCAUGGAGAGACCUCUGAAAGACAGACCAGAGGAGGAGAGCAUGAGACUCCCAGGUCACGAUGAGGACAAUAGGUCAGAUGAGGACAAGGAGAAGAUAAAAAGCCUGUCUGGUUAUUCACUGUUAUCAGGAUGUUCUCCAGAGACACAGCCUCAAAGUCUCAUUCAUGCACCUGAAGUACGGCCUAGCUUCACCCACAAACCGGAAGAAACAGCUAGCUUGACUCAUAAGCCUGACGAAACAGCUAACUUGACUCACAAGCCUGAAGAAACAGCUAACAUGACUCAUAAGCCUGAAGAAACAGCUAACUUGACCCACAAGACUGCAGAAACACCUAGAUUCUCAGAGAAACCCAAGGAAACACCCAAUUCCUGCCAAAAACCUGAGAAAAUAUCGAGUUUUUCCCACAAACACAAAGAAACACUUAACUUCUCUGACAAACAUAAGGAAACACCCAGCCUCUUCCACACACCCGCUGAGGUAGCUGAUGUGCCUGCUCAACAGCCCCCUCCGGUGGUGAAGAGCAGCACCUUCGCCAUCAGGCCUCCUUGGACUCAGGAGAAAAAGGAGGAACAGACAAACCAACCAGCAGCAGAGCCCAAUGCUCAAGAGAAUCCACAGACACGGACCGUGCAGGUCCCCCUGUGGAAGGUUCUAGAGGAGAGAACACAGCAGGAGGACAUCCUCAGAGGAGAACCAUCAUUAGACCUAGACUUAGGAACAGGCUCAGACAGAGACAACGCUAACAGUCUAGAAGCUGUCCAGUUAAUCAUCGUUGAAGAACGAGAGCUUCCUCCAACUCCACCUCCUGCCCCACCCACCCCCCAGUCCACCAUCCCUCCCAUCGCCCCACCCACAACCCAGUCCACCAUCCCUCCCAUCGCCCCACCCACCACCCAGCCCACCAUCCAGCCCACUACCCUUUCCUGUACCCCGCCCUCCACCCCGACCCCUGCCACCUCCACCCCCACCACUACCAUCUCUACAGGCCCAGCUUCCCAGCCAUCGGUAAAGGACAAGUGUGAGGAGCAUGAGAGAAACCUCUCUCCGCCUCCUGAAGAGGUCUGUGCGGAGCAUGUCAUAGUGUCCGGGCUGGAGUCGACGACCAGGACCACGGGGUCUGUCCCAGGCCGCUCCCUGCAGCUGGACCCCCUGCCGGCCUUAGAGUCAGACCCCCCCUGUGGAGGACAGGAGGUGGAGGGAGACGACACGCGGCAACCAUCCGACAGUGAGGGGGGGAAUGUUUUUCAACCGUCCAAUAGCGAGACAGUGUGUGAGGCGGAGAGGCCGCUGUGGGCGGCCCUGGAGGAGACGAGGAGAGAGCGAGGGGCGGGGCCAGGGAGCUUGGCGCCUCUGACAACCGUGACGAGUUCUUCCUUGGGGGGUCGCUGUGUAGCCAAGGAGAUUCCUCCUCCUUCACAGACCCCUCCCCCCUCAGAUGACGCCACACAUACAGACGUAGCGGUGACUGACAGCUCAGUAGCCUAUCAGGAUUCUGAAGCAGGGAAGGAGGAGGGGCGGCAGGAAGCGUCCGUGGGCCUCAUCACAGCGUUAGUGGGGGUCCUGUAUCGGGGCUAUGAGACAAUGGCGUCCAUCCUACAGCCUUCCGUCCAGAAACAGGUACCAGACGCUGACCAGCCCUUUCCCUCUGACCUGAACAUACUGCCCCCUGCGGCCUUCUCUGAUACUGCAGAGGAGCAGCCAAUCACGGGACAGGACGGUCCACUGGACUCGUCAUUGGUCUUAGAGAUAAACAGGAAGGAGCUUUCGGAGCUGUUGUCGCGUCGGUGGUCCUCUAAACCCAGCUUGGUGGACCGUCUGAGACAGGCUGCCAUAGAGCAGGAGAUGACCAAUGAAAUGGUCUCUGGUCCUGAUGAGACCAUGCCUCCAUACCCAUCUCAGACAGAAAAUAGAGAAACGCACAGAGCAGAGAGAGAGACCGGCAGCAGAGAGCGAGAUACAAACAUAGCGGAGGAAAAGUCAGAAGCUGAGAGAGACAGAGCAGAAACCCAUCCGAAGAGGCCAGAGACAGACAGAGCAGAAAGGACAGGCAGACUAGACACAGAGUCAGCACCGCUGGAGAGCGCCAACGCUAGCAGCUGCGGAGAGGCGUGGCCUCCUCUAAAAGAGGUGGAGCUGGACGAUAUAGCCUAUGAGGAGUUUCUGGAGGCCCCCGAACCUCCCCCUUUGUCUGGACCUCGACCAAUCCUGCUGAAGAAGGAGGAGGAGAAGGGGGAGGAGCUGGAGUUUGAGCUGGGGCAGGAGGACCUGGGAACCGUCUGGUCGGCUGAGCUGUACAUGGAGGGGGGCGGGGGGCCAGACCUUCCUGUUCCUGCGAGACGUUCCAAGAAACAGUCAGAGCCCGCCCCCUGCCCUGCUGACUCCACCCCCAGCCCUGCUGAUUCCACCCCUACACCUGCUGACUCCACCCUCAGCCCUGCUGACUCCACCCCUACACCUGCUGACUCCACCCCCAGCCCUGCUGACUCCGCCCCUACACCUGCUGACUCGACCCCUUCCCCUGCUGACUCCACCCCUACAACUGCUGACUCCACCCCCAGCCGUGCUGACUCCAGCCCCAGCCCUGCUGACUCCACCCCCAGCCCUGCUGACACCACCCCCAGCCCUGCUGAUUCCACCUCAACAUCAGUCCCCAACAGAGACCUUGUCCAGACCCCUCUCGCCAGCUCAGACGAGGGGCAGAUGUCGUCUAAAAGCCAGAGUCCUACAGAGAAGGACGUGUCUAUUGCUGUUGUACCUCCCCGACGUAGCAAGAGGAAAAGCCCUCCCCUUCCUGUAAAAUCUCAGGAAGUGACCUCAGAUCCUGCGGUGACCCCUGAACCUAGGGUGAUGCAGGUCAGGGACGAGGCUGAUGGGAAGAAAGAGACUGCUUCUCAGGAGGUGUCUAAUGUGGACACUGCAGACCUGGUGAGUUCCAGCCAGUCUCUGCUACAGUGGUGCCAGGAAGUCACACAAGGUCACCGGGGAGUAAAGGUUACCAACUUCAGCACUUCCUGGCGUAACGGCCUGGCCUUCUGUGCCAUCCUGCACCACUUCCACCCUAAACUGAUAGAAUUUGAGAAGCUGGACCCUCAUGACAUCAAGUUCAACAACAGGAAGGCGUUCGAUGGCUUUGCAGGACUGGGCAUCUCCCGUCUGCUGGAGCCAUCAGACAUGGUCCUGCUGUCGGUGCCCGACCGACUCAUCGUCAUGACGUACCUGAGCCAGAUCCGCUCCCACUUCACGGGGCAGGAGCUCAGCGUCCUCCAGAUAGAACACAACAGCAGCCAGACCAGCUACACGCUGACGCAGCCCACACCCAGCCAGCCCAGCGAUGUGGAGGCCGCCACGGCCUUCUGCGUCCGCAAGCUCCAGGAGGGAGGCGCCGGUGAGGGAGAGGCCAGGGAGGGAGAAGCCGGAGGAGGGGAGCAGAAGGUGAAGACCAACGGCAGUCUGGUGGCCCCUCCCAGGACCAAAAGACUACCCAAGGUGGAUGACAGGGGAGGAGUUGGGGAGAAGGAAAGGCGAGGUGGAGAAGGGGAGGUUUCCAAGACCCCGGUUGCUCCCCCUAGGCCUCUGGCCUCAGCCGCCAAGUCUGGGCUGGGUCAGGUGAGAGACGCCGACCUGCUGAAGAAGAGGCGGCAGAAAAUCAGGAGCCAGUCCAUGGAAUCUGAAGACACUCCCACCAUCCAGCAUGACGGUGUUCCGAGCGAAGUCACAAACGGCUCCUCAGCAGCCAGAGAGAACGCAGAACCAGGAGCGCAGAGAGCAUCGAAGGCUCAGGAGUUUAUCGUGAACAAGGAAGAGGCAACCAUGCAACUCCAGGACACUAACCAGUACGUGCUAAGUGAACUCCAGGCAUUAGAGACGGAGCAAAGGCACAUCGACAGCCGAGCGGGCGUAGUGGAGAGACGCCUCCGUCGCCUGAUGGAGACAGGAAGUGAUCGCGAGGAAGAGGAACGUCUGAUCCAGGAGUGGUUUACUUUGGUCAACAAGAAGAAUGCUUUGAUCAGGAGACAGGACAACCUGGAGUCACUGCAAGAGGAACAGGAUCUGGAGAGACGCUUUGAGCUGCUGAACCGAGAACUCAGAGUCAUGAUGGCUAUAGAAGACUGGCAGAAGACAAGUGCCCAGCAGCACAGGGAGCAGCUGCUGCUACAGGAGCUGGUGUCUCUUGUCAACCAGCGAGAUGAGCUGGUUAGAGACAUGGAUGCCAAAGAGAGAGGGGCUCUGGAGGAAGACGAGCGCCUGGAGCGAGGUCUGGAGCUGAGAAGAAGGAAGUACAGCAAUAAGGAAAAAUGUGUUCUCCAGUGAGAGAGGAGAGGCGUGGUCACUGUUGACCAAUGAAGGAGCUGGAUCGUGAAACCAUUAUUGGACGGUUGAGUUAGUGGAGAGACCCAGCCGGCAGCUGGCUGGCUGGUUGCCCCAUGGUGGAGACUGUUGGGAGUGAGUUUGACCUAGAACUCUACUGCUUAAGAAUAGUCUCCAUGACUACUAUUGAAAGUGUUGAACUAUUUUUUCAUAGCCUUUUUCCCUUUGUUGAACAUGAUAUGCAUGGUGUUUGAGAUGGGUGCCAUACGACGGGGACUUGUGGAUAAAGAUCAGUAUCAGUCUGUUAUAUAAACGAGUGUCCCAGUACUAGAAUUCCUUUUUGGGACCGCAACAGAUUACAUGUUAGAACGAUUGUUCAUAUCAAUAUAUGGCAGUUUCCUUGAAUGUUUGUCCCGAUAUUGUCAAACAAAUGGUUUUGUUAUUUACCCGGUGUGUCAUCUUGUCGUGGUACUUUCUUGUUGUGUUGUAUGAAGAUGCUUUUCCUUCAUCCUGUGUCGGUAAUGUCCCUGUUAUUUAUUACCUCCAGUGUGUGCAUGCUGAAUAAAGCGGCCUUGUCUGUUCAGA
Hypomesus transpacificus is the source of this 7954-nucleotide messenger RNA. It is a transcript of the gene ehbp1l1b, whose product is annotated as EH domain binding protein 1-like 1b. The transcript has 28 exons. Gene Ontology annotation, molecular function: protein binding. Lineage: Eukaryota; Metazoa; Chordata; Actinopteri; Osmeriformes; Osmeridae. Bases 467 to 7372 code for a protein of 2301 amino acids. The record is from RefSeq and is a predicted model, not a curated record.